AUGACCUCGCGCCUCGCGCCUCUCGCACGCGGGGAAGAUCUGCGCGAUCCAGCGGUUGAGGGAGAACCAAACCGGAAUCGAGAAAGGACACCUCAAGGGAAAAGGAGAGCAACCGCCCGGUCAACCGGAAAUUAUUUACUUGACCCUGACGAACGUGAUCGGAUCCUGUUUCCCGCUGUUGAGAAGCGGCGAAGCAGCGAAGCGGCGCACUACGCCGGUCACACGAAGAAGGUUACGAGGAAUGCUAUUUUGGUUGAUGAGAUUUUUGUUUUGGGGAAUAUUAAUAUUGUUGGGCCACUGACAUUUAGAGGUGAGGUUGCGUCGGAGUAUGUAUGUUGCUGCGAAGAGUACGGUUAUUGUGGCGUGUGCUGCUGCUGUUGGGCUGGGGUUACUGUGGUGUUGCAGGUGUACUAUGUGGGAGUUAACAGAGCGAGGGAAAGGGGGAUGGAUAGUGGAGCUGAGGGCGAUGAAGGACUUGCGUUUGCUGAUGUGACGGAUCGCAAGAAUAAAGCGUUCAGGUAUAGACUGAGGAAGUGCAUGGAAGGAGAGAUGCAGCUUGGGAAGGGUGUCUUUUUGAUGUAA
Messenger RNA from Fulvia fulva, 582 nucleotides. RefSeq lists its product as uncharacterized. Lineage: Eukaryota; Fungi; Ascomycota; Dothideomycetes; Mycosphaerellales; Mycosphaerellaceae. The coding region runs from base 1 to 582 and encodes 193 amino acids. The transcript has 2 exons. The record is from RefSeq and is a predicted model, not a curated record.